Molecule: messenger RNA, 4674 nt
Organism: Alternaria incomplexa
Lineage: Eukaryota; Fungi; Ascomycota; Dothideomycetes; Pleosporales; Pleosporaceae
Exons: 2
Coding region: 1-4674 (1557 amino acids)
Molecular function (GO): protein binding
Source: RefSeq, a predicted model, not a curated record
AUGAAAUUCGGGCAUAAGAAAGACGAGCCGGCCCCACCCGAUCUGGUCUUUGAUGAAGAUGAGGAUCUCAGCGAAGUUUGGCCACAAGUUGUGCGACAGUAUGAGGAUACCACCAAAAGGAAGCUGGAUGCAAACACGACGUUCAACAGCUUCCAGCUACAAAUUGACGCCGACAUAAAAGAGUCGACGACGAAAAGCCAUCAGAAUGCCAGGAUCGUUUUGAACAAUAUUGGGAACUGUCUUGAACAGUUUGGUUGCAUAGUCGCACAAGUGGCGGGCGUGGUCUUCGGGCCUGCUGCGCAAUGCUGGAAUGCUAUCAGUUUCGUCGUUCAAGCAGCUCGGAGCUUCAGCGGCAUGAUGGACGGGUUCGUUAUUCUCAUGGAACGCUCAUCGGCUUUUAUCCGUCGCCUGGUUAAUUUCAUGAAGCAGAAGAUCGGCGAAGGCGGGUCCCACCUACCGCCUGUUCUUCGAAGGCCCGCAUACAGCAUCCUCUCUCAAUUUCUGGGCAUUCUUCGUUCUUCAUACGAGCUAGCUACCAGCACGAAAGCGCGGUGGAAAACCAUGGCUGGAAUCGUUCUUUUCAAUUCGAAUGACAUGGUGGCAGAAUCGUUGAGAAUGAUGGAGGAUCAAAUCCAGGAGUUCACCAGAGCCGAGGUCGAUGAUAUACUGUUGGACGUCAAAGGGCUUGCAAAGCACCUUGUCGCAUCUGAUAAGGAGAGAGCUCGCUAUCAUGAUGAGAUCAACGACCAUCUUCAUACGGUAUACAAAGUCAGCGACCAGAUCCUAAGUGUUACUCAGCAGAUGAAGACGACUUUGGAUGGUCGGGCUAGCAAGGAUCAACAGGAAAGCAAUCUGGGAAAGAUCGCAAAGAAUUUGGGUCUGAAGAAGGCUGGAGACUGGGAGACUUGGGAUAAGCGACAUAGCGAGCUCUGCAAGACGCAUGUGCAAGGGACGGGAGAGUGGCUCAGUCGAGACGAACCCGCAUUCGUGCAGUGGUCUGACCUGAAUCGGCACGACAGAAAAGUUCUCUUCCUGAGAGCUGACUCCGGAUUUGGCAAAACUCAUCUCUUUAACCACGUCGUUUCUCACCUCGAAAAGAAAUGUCGAACUGCGCGUGGACCCAACACGGCAUUUCUCGCGUACUAUUACUACGGAGACGACAAGGACGACUCCCUCGAACGAUGUAUUGGAUCCAUCAUCUACCAAUUCGCAUCUGCAGAUGUUGGAUAUGCUCAAGCCGUAGUAGAAGAAUGUGCGCGACAAUCAAACAUUGCGCGGGCUAAAGAUCGAUGGAACGAGCUCGUUUUGGGAUUGCAGCAUGCCAUGAAAGGGACAUACUUCAUAUGCGUGGACGGCUUUGAUAGUCGUAGCCAACUGGACAGUGUGGAAAUCAUGAUGUCCGCUAUCGCAGGCGAAGCUGCGUCUUCAGCUAAGCCAAAUGGGGUCUCUCUGCGUCUCUUUGUAUCCGGAAACGACGAUGCGCUCUCUGAAGUUUCGCGAGGAUCCAAAGUCGUCAACACUAUUCUUCUUGGGAAACACAGAGUCUCUGCACAACCCACGCAACGAACUGGCACCAGUUCAGUUAUCGUUUCGGACUCGCUGCCAAACGCGAGCGAUUUGAGAGCUGUCACAAGAGCCAGGAUUGAGGAGGUUUGCAAGAACAAACCCGGCCUGAAGGCUAUCCUUGAUGACUCGAACAUCGAGCUUCUGCUCGAAGGCAUCCGCGGAAACUACAGGAAUCUGGAGGCCAAGAUCACAGAGAUCAACGCUUGCGACACGAAAGGGAAGGUCCAGGACGUUAUCAGUAAUACGGGCGCUGACAUGAACACCGUCCAAAGAAACAGGAUCAAGACUCUGGACGCUCUUCUGAAUUCACGUCAGGCUCGGGUGCUCAAUAGACUUCUUGUAUGGGUUGCAGGAUGCAUCUACCCACCAUCAAUCGAGCUGCUCAAGAGCGUUCUCUUCUUUACCAUUGGCGAGGAAUUUCUCCUCGCCGAUCAGAUCACUACUACUUACUCCCCUGUGCUCAUGAUUGACGAGGAGAAUAGAGUGAGAUUCAAGGACGGACUCAGGGAGAUCUUGUCGACGAGCGAUUCCUCAGGGACCGAAUCUGCACUCUCCCGGUUACGUGACGAAAAGAUCAGUGAAGGCGAAGUCAGCCUUUGUCAGCGGUUUAUAAAAAAUGCAUGUGCGACAAUGGAUUACGACAGAUUCGGGUUCGAUAAUUUCUUUGAAGCCAUGGCACAAAAGGUACAUAUUCACCUCGACGACGAAAACGCCCUGUGUGUUACCAUCAUCAACUUGUGCGUCGAUGCUUUGCUCGACAGUCGGAAAGACAAAAACCUCGAAGUAAUGCGCGAGUAUGCUUCAUUGUGGUUCUAUGAGUAUAUCAAGACCCUGGUCAAGGUGCUCGAUGACUUCGAGCCGGAAAGGGGGUUUAUGGCCAGUAUUGGAAGCAAGCUGAUUGAGUUGCUUUACGAUUCCAACAUGAUCGAUACAUGGUUCACCAAGAAGAAUUUGGUAUCGAUGAAGUACGACUUCCUCUAUCAGGACGAGUUCAUUGACCCCUUGGUGACGCUGUUGAAGAAUUCGCAAGUGGCCAAAGGCUAUGCAAAAGACGCAGAGAAGAGUGAGUGGGUCAAGUCUGUAAUUUCAGACGCUACGAGCAAAUACUCCGUUCUCGAGCGCAUCGCAGCGCGGCUAGCUACACUUUGGUUCAGCCGCUCAAUUGGAACGGCAGACGAAGAUUACCUUUGGAUCUCGUGGGGCAUUGUAGCUAAGAUAUCCAAUCCAGACAGACCUUUUGAAGAAUGGAAUCCGCCUCCGAACGCAGACGUUGAGGAGUAUAUCGGCUGGGUAAAGGAGCACAAGAAUGUCGACAUCGACGGCUCCACCUGGGAUUACCGUGUGGGAGCUACAUACAUCGUCUUCCAGCACUACAAGGAGGCCAUUGUUGCAUUGGAAAAGGCGGAGCAACACUGUUCGACAAAUUGGGGUCUCUUUUACAAUCUAGCAAGGGCCCAUGAGAACCAAAGAGACCACCGUACGGCACUUGGAUACAUACAGAACUUCAAAUCGCUCAGCGAGAUGUUCCUUGAGACGGACGAUUCGUACAAGGGGGCCUACUGGGAUACGCUCAAGAGGGAAGGAGACUGUUUUCGGGAGUGUCAUGACUAUGACAUGGCCGUGCAAUCUUACCAAGAACUUCUGAGCCAGAAUGAUGGUGAAGCAUCCGACAUGAGCUGGCUCCACUUGGACGCUCUUUUGGGACUCUUUAAAAUCUGGACCGAUACUAAGAGCUCCCAAGCUAUCGUUGAUCUCGUUCGCGGCUGGAACGAUGCGACAGCCAAGGGUCGUGGAUCGACCUACUGGCUGCGAAGAGCAUCACGCGAACAUGCCCUCCAUACAUGCAUCAUUGUGGCUGCGAAGCAAGUCGGAGCCGCGGAAGAGAUUAUCUCUCUGUACCAGGAGGCCAUCGAUUACAAGCCGCUGGAUAAACCUGCUGUCGAGGACGAGCCGGAGAUGGACAUUUCUGCUGAAGCAACCAAACAACUGCAGUACUUCCAAGCCGUCCUCAUAUUCCAUGGAAGCAGGUCCGACAACGAUCACCACCGGAGUAUACAAUGCUGGGAAGACAUUGUCCUGCAAUCUGACGAAAACCCGACGUCGUAUACAACAGCGUGGCAUGCGACCCGCAAGCUGGCUCCGACUCUCCUCGACAAGGCAGUUGCCGAACCCUUACCAGAUCUUUCCAGCUCUUCCGAGGGUUAUAUCAGCCGAUUAAAGAAGCUCGCCAACUUGAACACCACUGUAAUCUGCAACCUCCAUCAAGGUUAUUUUGAUCCUCGUCUCUGUUUAGCCAGGCUAUACUGUGUAAAAGAAGACCAUACUUCAGCUUCCACUCAGGCGCAAGCUCGGCUAUGGAGUGUCUUCGACAAAUGGCCUGAAGCCACAGACGAUGCCUCACUCAACUUGCGCUUCUCGAACCUUGCCGCCACACUAACUGUCCUCGACAAGGACGCAGAUGCUAUUGCAGCGUGGCAAGCAAUAGGGCCGUACCAACCAUUGAACGCUGUGGCUGCGAGCGCAGACCUACCAGGUACUGAGGAGUUUGCGCAGUCAAACACCGAAGGAGCUCACACAGAUAGUGCUCCCGUGGCAUCUGACAAGAAGUCGGAAGACAUUUCAAACGCAGCCACUUCGUCCACGGCUACAACCAAAGCAUAUGUCUUAGGAUACAUCUGCGACGGUUAUUGCGGGGUUAAAUGGACAGACAUGGUAGCCGAUUGUUGGGCAUGUAAGCACUGUCUCUGCGUCCAGCUUUGCCCAGGGUGUUACAAAAAGCUUCUGGACGACGACCUACAGCCUCUCCUUUGUAACAAAGAGCACAAGAUGCUAUAUAUACCGCCCUUUGACUGGGAAGCAUGGCGCACUAUCCCCGCAGACAUGAUGACCGUAGACAAGAAGCUAGUGCGUCGCAAAGACUGGGUGGACAAGAUUCGCAAAGGGUACAACGUGCAACAGGAAGAGAUCGAUUUCAUCAAGAUGGAGAAGGCUAGGAGACUAAAGGCUGCCAGCGUCAUCGCCGUGCGAUGGCGCAACAGGUUGCAGAGGUCAAGGGCCAGCAGGCCGGUAGCAGCGCCUGCGCUUCGUCGGGCCAAGACGGUGAGAUAG